GAGGCAACACGGAGUAGUUGCACUAAGUUCUAGUCUGUUACAAGCCUUCGAACUAGAAUGUAUUGAGACAAGACUGCGCACUGUGUUUAUUUAAGUCGCGUUUACAAUGUCAUAUGUGUUGUAUUUUUAUGUUUUCCUUGUGGUUUUUAACCUUGCCACUGGUUAUAGUUCAAGUAGGAGAGGUUACGAUUCGAAAAUUAAAUACCCAGAUGAUGAUUACAGACCUAUUGGAGUAGAUAUUCCACCACAUUAUCAACAGUAUAAUCAUCCUGUUGUGGUACAUGAUGAUUCUGAAUACUCUACAUAUUCUGAUAAAUAUAGUUCUGAAAUGAGCCAGGAAGAAAAUGAAAUACCCUUGGAUUAUAUAAAACACUUAACUAGUUUCAAUGUGAGCGAUUUGUUGCUAAAUUUUGUUGAAAAUGAAGAGCAAUCUAUGGAUAAACCGACAUUUGCUUAUGCUACGAAGGAAAUAAUACCUAUGUUUGCAGAUCGAUUUGGUGGCAUUGACGAGAAAGAGGAAAUUGACGCAAAUGAAAGAAGCGCCUUUGUAGUUGCAAAAAAGGCCGGCUGCAUACCCGAAAUGAAAGCGGUGGAAAUAGUAAGAAAUUAUGGCGAUAUUUUUUAUAUUCCACAAUGCACCAGAGUUGAAAGGUGUGGCGGCUGUUGCGAUCAUAAACUUUUGUCUUGUCAACCCAUUGAGACGGAAAUAAUAACUAUGCAGGUCAUUAAAACACAAUAUAAUCCGAACACAAGAAAACUGAAAAAAGUUGGUAAAGAACUGAUCCAGGUUGAGAAACACAAUAAGUGCAAAUGUGAUUGCAAAACAAAAAAAUCUGACUGUAAUAUUUACCAAGAAUACCAUGCAAAUGAAUGCAGAUGUGUGUGCAAAAAUAUUGACGAAGAACAAAAAUGUUACAAAAAUAACGAGACUAAGCUAUGGGACCCCGAUGUAUGUGCAUGCACGUGUAAAGAUCGAUUAAAUUGUGAGGAAGGAUUCAAGUUUGACCAAAAUGAUUGCAGAUGUGUGCCGGUAACAACGAGAAGGUAUACAAUUAAUUAUGAUAGCGAUGAGGAAUAAAUGUGAUGCUUAUAAAUAAACUUUAU
Brassicogethes aeneus is the source of this 1104-nucleotide messenger RNA. Lineage: Eukaryota; Metazoa; Arthropoda; Insecta; Coleoptera; Nitidulidae. The record is from the annotation of a GenBank genome assembly.